Messenger RNA from Saccostrea cuccullata (small rock oyster), 374 nucleotides. RefSeq lists its product as uncharacterized. NCBI's taxonomy places the organism in Eukaryota, Metazoa, Mollusca, Bivalvia, Ostreida, Ostreidae. The record is from RefSeq and is a predicted model, not a curated record. Bases 24 to 338 code for a protein of 104 amino acids. The transcript has 2 exons.
UUUAUUGUACAUAGUUGUGUAUUAUGCCCUCUGGACCUACUCCAGGUUACCGCGUGUCAUUACCUGUCAUCAUUGGAACAAUUCCCCUUCAUUCUUCUGUUAAGCAGUACCAAACAAAUUAUGGAGUCACGGCCACGGAACUUACUACAUUGCCUCAGUCUGGAUCUGGAGCUACGCCUAUGAGUUUGCCAUCGCCAAGAUACAGUGAAUAUGUAUUUGGCAAAACUAGCAUCCGAGAAAAGGAGGACUCUAAGCACACGAUGGGUGAACUGGACUACGCACCGAUGUAUACGUACUAUAAUAUGUCCAACAAACCGGUGGCAGAUCAAGGGAAAUAAUAAGGAUAAAAAUGUAUUAUCGACCGCAGGAGCAGC